CCCUAUGUCCCUCCGCUGACUCCGGCGCACGUUGUCUACGUCCAGCCGCAGCUCCUCCAGCUCCUACCUACUGCUCCACUUGGUCCUCAGCAUGUCCCAGCAGCAGAUCAGCCUGCCAGCCAAGCUCAUCAAUGGCGGCGUUGCCGGUAUUGUGGGGGUCACCUGCGUCUUCCCCAUCGACCUGGCCAAGACCAGGCUUCAGAACCAGAGGCACGGGCAACAGGUGUACCGGAGCAUGGUGGAUUGCCUCUUGAAAACCGUCAGGUCUGAAGGUUACCUUGGGAUGUAUAGAGGUGCUGCUGUCAACCUCACGUUGGUUACCCCUGAAAAGGCGAUCAAGCUCGCCGCCAACGACUUCUUCCGCCACCACUUUGCCAGAGACGGGAGGGGACUGACGGUCUUUCGGGAGAUGUUAGCGGGCUGCGGCGCAGGGAUCUGCCAAGUCAUCAUCACCACUCCGAUGGAGAUGCUCAAAAUCCAGCUACAGGAUGCGGGGAGGCUGACGGCGCAGCAACGGAGCCCUGCCAUGACACUCCCGCUGAAGCUGAGCGUGGCCGGCACUGCCGUUCCAGCCCGACAGUACAAUGCCGGGGUAGCAGCUGUGAGAAGCGUGUCGGCCACAAAGAUAGCGUGGGACCUCCUGCAUAGCCAAGGCGUUGGGGGCCUCUACCGGGGCCUGGGGGCCACACUCCUGAGGGACGUGCCCUUCUCUGUGAUCUACUUCCCGCUGUUUGCUCACCUAAACCGGCUAGGCCAGGGGCAGCCCUCAGAGGCCCCGCCCUUCUACUGGUCCUUCCUGUCUGGCUGUGGCGCCGGCUGCAUUGCCGCUGUGGCCGUCAACCCCUGCGAUGUCAUCAAGACAAGAUUACAGUCCCUCAGCAGAGGAGCCCAUGAGGAGAGCUACAGCGGCAUUGUGGACUGUGCCAGAAAGAUCCUGCGGAAAGAGGGUCCGUCGGCCUUCCUGAAGGGGGCCAGCUGUCGGGCCCUGCUCAUCGCCCCGCUCUUCGGCAUUGCCCAGGUCGUGUAUGUGCUCGGAGUCGGCGAGUUUGUCCUCGAUUACACGCCCAACACUCUCUUCUCCGCCUGAAGAUAAGCGGUGUGCCCAGAUGCAUCAUCAAGACCACGGCAGCUUCAAGUCUCAAGAGAGUUGCAAAGGAUUAAAAACAGAAAAAAAAAUUCUGAGCUGAGUGUUUCUCUCGGGAAAAAUAUUAUUUUUGCCAAACCGAACACCCAUGAUUGGCUAGAAUGUGUCAUGUGAUGCCAUUCAGUUAUCCCGCCCCCUUUAUUUCUUACUUGAUGAGAUAAUUGGAUGGCCGUUAAACUGUUUCACUUUGGAACCACUUUGGAAGGCUGCCAAUGAUGUUUUUUUCCUUCCAUUUGGGAGGGACAAAUCAUAUCUAGAUGCUCGUUUGAUGCAAAACAUCCAAGAUGGACUCUGUCUAUCGUGCCCAAGCUCAUCUGCUUGGUGUCUGACAUGACUUCUGGUGGGUUUCACCUGUUCUGUCUCCUAUUCCUCACUGUGGUGAUGUUACAUGGCAGUGAAUUUGUAAAUGAUAGGGUGACCCGCUGUGAGGGCUGUGUGAUUAAGCUAUUCUUUAAAAAUGGUACAGGUAUAAAAAAAAAACCACUCCAUUUGAAAUGCAGCAGCCAUCUUUGAGAUGUGCAGCUCACUGUGUUUCCGGAUUCCUAAAGGAUUCCUAACUGAGAUAGGACCUUCAGGACGGAUUGAUGGGGUGUUCCUGACCAUGAACGAUCACAUUGUGACAUCGAUGUAGCUAGACUUUCAAACAUCAUAAUGUUCUCAUAUGUCUUUUAAUUGUGCCAACAGAGUAAUUAUUAGCAUGCAGUAUCAGUGAAAGGUUUGGACAUACCUACCCAUAGAAAGGUUUAUUUGAACUAUUCUCUACAUUUUAGAAUAGUUAUAAAGACAUCAAAACUAUAAAAUAACAUAUAUGGACAUAUGCACUGAAUUCGGCCCUCAACCCCAGUUGCUCCAGUUACUGCCUGACCCCACUUUCUCCUCAUUGCUCCUUCCAUGAGGAGGCCUCCUGUGAUGCCUUUCCAUCUCUUCUGCAGGAGGUCCCAUAUAUAUUUGCAGCACUCAUUGGCCACUUAUCCUUCACUCUCUGGUGAAACUCCUCCCAAACCAUUUACCACUGUCCUUUGUACGCGGCUUAGUGGGUUCAAACGUUUGACUGGGAAUGUUAGAACCGUUACACUUAGUGUUAUAUUCUGGGUAGAACUUAAGAAUUUUUGCUACUACCCUACUGGGCUAGUUCAGUGAAAACGUAGUACGCCAUGUUCAGUUUGUUGUACUCGCCGUUUGUCUAAUUGGCUUGUCUCAGGCAAGGGGGCAGGCUUCAUUUCCAGCCCUGGUUAUAGCCUCGAAACAUGAAAGGAGUAGCAACGAAAACAUAAACUGAUCCCUGCUCCUCUGUGCAAAUGCAUUUAAGCAAAGGUGGAUAGUUCUGGUUCAAAAUCCAGACCAAGAUUUUGAUUCAACCAACCAAAUGAGUACUCUGUGACUGUAACUCAGCUGGUUGGUUGAAACAAAAUCUUUCUUUAUGGAACUGAACUGUCCACCUCUGGAUUUAUGAUCAGAGACACAGGUUUUCUUGUAAACAUAGUUAGGCGUAUCAAUCGGAGGACCCAUAGUGUUUUGGAAGCGCUGUCUGGGCCAAAGUAAGACAGAAAAAGGCAAAUGUGACCUGCGUUCCACAACAUGAAAUCAUUCCUGGGAGUGAAUGAUAGAAGAUGACAAAGGAGCAAUCAAACCAACCUUUUAGGUAGAUCUGAAUCUUUUUCUCAUUUAUAUUCAAUAAACCACUGACCUCCCCAUGACGUUGAUCGUUGAUAAGGACCAAACUGCAUUAGUCUCGUGUGCGGUGUUGUCUCCAACAAAUCGAAAUAGUUCAUACAAACGUUUUGGACUGCGUAACGUUUGAGGUUUCACGUGUUUUUCCGGUCAACGUUGAACAUCUGAAGACAAUCCAGCAAUUAAAGAAAACAAUAAUUCACUAUAUAUUUAUUAAUUCUUAAAAGGUUGGUGUUUCUGGAAUUUACAAUUCAAAAUGAAUUUUGUCAAGUUAUACAAGAACAAGCCAAAGAACAGCUAUGAACCUGUAGAUGUUGUUAAUAAUGGUUCCACUGUAACCAACUCCGUUAGAAAUGCAGUUGGGUAAGAUGCAAUGUGAGAAAAUACACCUUUUUCUUCUCUUACCAGUUUAACUGGUUAUUUCACGCUGCUUGGUUCUCCUGUGCGUUCAAAGAAUACAUGGUCCUCUAACUUUCAGUCAUUGUGUCUGACUGUCUUCCUUUGUAUAUAUCUGUUUCAAUAAAAUCAAAAGAUAUUCUCUG
Paramormyrops kingsleyae is the source of this 3357-nucleotide messenger RNA. Its product is annotated as mitochondrial glutamate carrier 1-like. Gene Ontology annotation, biological process: aspartate transmembrane transport; malate-aspartate shuttle; L-glutamate transmembrane transport. The record is from RefSeq and is a predicted model, not a curated record. Lineage: Eukaryota; Metazoa; Chordata; Actinopteri; Osteoglossiformes; Mormyridae. Gene Ontology annotation, molecular function: L-aspartate transmembrane transporter activity; L-glutamate transmembrane transporter activity.